AUGUCUGAUACCGGCGCUGUUUCGUCUGGCGUCGUCCUCGUCCUCUUCCUCGCCAUUGUCUACGCCGUCAUCCUCGCCGCGCGCAAGGUCAACGCCUCGACAGACAAGGCUACCGCCUCGCUCGGCUCCAAGGGCGUGACGUACGAGGACGGCACUAUCAAGGUCAAGACCAGCAUGGCCCCAGUGUCGCGUGAGCAGCAGGUCAAGGCCUCUGCGGAUGCCGCCAACGCCGCUGCCCGUCACGUCCUCGACCACAAGGAGGCGUUCUCCGUCGGCGGUGGUGACGCCGCCGCUUCGGCUUCCGGUGUUGACACUCCUACCAGGGGUUUCCGCCGCACGAAGAAGCUCGCCGACUAG
Apiotrichum porosum is the source of this 357-nucleotide messenger RNA. RefSeq lists its product as uncharacterized. The record is from RefSeq and is a predicted model, not a curated record. The transcript is spliced from 4 exons. Bases 1 to 357 code for a protein of 118 amino acids. Lineage: Eukaryota; Fungi; Basidiomycota; Tremellomycetes; Trichosporonales; Trichosporonaceae.